CCCGAACAUGACAACCCUGAUCCCGAACUUGCUAGCGCUCAUGCCAACACUGAGCCAGAACAUGCCAACGUUGAACCCGAAUUAGAUGUCAACCCUGAGCCAGAACAUGCCAACGCUGAGCCCGAACAUGACAACCCUGAACCAGGAUCUGAAAACCCAGAGCGCGAAUUUGAGCCCGGUUGUAACUUUUUAUUUUUAUACGAAAAAAUCUUACAGCUGGAAGAAAAAAAUAAACAAUUUGAAAAACGAAUAAUUGAUUUGGAAGAAGAAUCAGAUAGAAAAAAAAGAAAAAUUGUCAUUAUAGACUAG
This is a messenger RNA of Dentiscutata heterogama, 309 nucleotides long. The record is from the annotation of a GenBank genome assembly. Lineage: Eukaryota; Fungi; Glomeromycota; Glomeromycetes; Diversisporales; Gigasporaceae.